Molecule: messenger RNA, 1273 nt
Organism: Coregonus sp. 'balchen'
Lineage: Eukaryota; Metazoa; Chordata; Actinopteri; Salmoniformes; Salmonidae
Source: the annotation of a GenBank genome assembly
CAGGCCAGAACAAGUCACUUUAUAAGGUUACAAUUAUCUUACAGCACCUAAAGAACAGGUAUAGUUUCAAGCAGGAACAUGCAAAUAUAAGAUACUUGCUAUUGGUGCUCAUACAUUCCCACGCCCAGUAUGUUUAAGAAGGAGUCUUCCACCAGUGGAACAUUGUGAAGGUUAUCUAUCUACCUGUGCUGAGGACCACAACAGCUUCUUCUACCUAACCAGACCAACAAUGCCGAUUUUUGUGGUGCACACAAACGUAUGCAGGGAUAACGUCCCUGUAGAACUUCUAUCUGAAGCUACAGCGAAAUUGGCCGAAGCUAUGCAAUUACCGGUUAAGGUGAGUUUCAGAAUCUCUAUUUAGAUUCUAUAUUGAGAAUCUAGAAGGUUGUCGAUACAGUAAACGUAUGUGUUAAACUGUCCCACAGGGUGAAGACGUUAAUGCAACAUCUAUUCCACGUUGGUUCAAUGCAAUUUUAUUGAAAUGACGUGGAAAGAACAUUGAUUCAACCAGUGUGUGCCCAGUGGGGUGCUCUCCGUCUCUCAGAGCUCCUCAGCACAGGAAGUUAAUAGAAAUGUUCACUCUGUUGGAGCUCAUGGAACAAUCUAGAUAAGAGAUAAUCUAUUUAUUAUAGAGGCUGCAUCCAUUACAAAGGGUAUAGCUAUUUGUUUCACUGGCAUACAUGGUCUGUGUCAACACUGGGUUCAUAAUGAUUAUUUGCAUUUUAGAACAAAGUUAUAUGCUAAACAUAGUGACAAGUCUCCCAUGUCUUUUGCAGUACUUUGCAAUAAAUAUAGUGGCGGACCAGUUGAUGACUUUUGGGGGAACGACUGCCCCGUGUGCUCACUGCUCCCUCAACAGUAUUGGAUCUUUCAGUGAGGAAAAGAACCUGCAGUAUUCCAAACUAUUGUGUGGACUGCUCAAAAAACACCUGGGCAUCUCCCCUGACAGGUAUAAUGGAAUGCACACACACGCUCGCACACACAUUGAAACACGCAAUUAACGCAUUAAAUCUGUCUUGCAGGAUGUAUGUGGACUUCUUUGACAUGGAGCCACAAAAUGUGGCCUGGGACAACAAAACUUUCAAAGUUUUAAUCGACGCCAAGAAUGCUAAAACAUUAAAUGAGAAGUGAAUGCAUGCCCAGUCAAGUGACCUUUGAUGUAACAAUAAAUUGAACGCUGUUUAUUGUUAUCUGGUUGUGUGUCAUUGUGUAAUGGACCAUUCAAUAUUUGUAAAAACAAGGAAAUAAGUAGGAAUAUGUAGCUGUCCCUGAG